This is a messenger RNA of Perkinsus marinus ATCC 50983, 300 nucleotides long. RefSeq lists its product as hypothetical. NCBI's taxonomy places the organism in Eukaryota, Perkinsozoa, Perkinsida, Perkinsidae. The coding region runs from base 1 to 300 and encodes 99 amino acids. The record is from RefSeq and is a predicted model, not a curated record. The transcript is spliced from 4 exons.
AUGGAUUCCUCUCCAGGGGCUACCGUCAACUCCCCGUCCCAUAGCCCGCAGGAAGUCGGAAGAUUUGAUCGAAAAGGUGCUAACGCACUCUACGAUCCAGAGAGUUGUCGUACUAAAGUACGUGGCUGGGCAGUGAAAGAUAUGUACUAUCAUAAAGACGAGACCACUGAAAAUACUGUGGUCGAGGAGCAGCUGAUACAGCAUUGGCUCAAACUGAUUCAGAAUCGAGGGAAUGAAACUCGUGGGAAUAUAUCGAGGUACAUCAAAGCCACUGCAGAGGAUAUGCGACAGGCUUCGUGA